This is a messenger RNA of Nanorana parkeri, 1091 nucleotides long. It is a transcript of the gene VDAC2, whose product is annotated as voltage dependent anion channel 2. Gene Ontology annotation, molecular function: voltage-gated monoatomic anion channel activity. The record is from RefSeq and is a predicted model, not a curated record. Gene Ontology annotation, cellular component: mitochondrial outer membrane. The transcript is spliced from 9 exons. The coding region runs from base 117 to 968 and encodes 283 amino acids. Lineage: Eukaryota; Metazoa; Chordata; Amphibia; Anura; Dicroglossidae. Gene Ontology annotation, biological process: monoatomic anion transmembrane transport.
GCGGGACUGGGUGGGUCUUGUGGGCGGGGAUUGCUUGUGACAGGCUCUGGGUCUCCUUCACUUCGCCCUCCAGCUGCACGCACCGGCCAGGCCGCACAUCGCUCUGCUCAGUCAAGAUGGCCGUUCCUCCAGCCUACGCUGACCUCGGCAAGUCCUCUAGAGACAUCUUCAACAAAGGAUAUGGGUUUGGGCUGGUGAAACUUGAUGUCAAGACCAAGUCUGCAAGUGGAGUGGAAUUCUCUACAUCAGGCUCAUCAAACACAGAUUCUGCUAAAGUAAACGGCAGCUUAGAGACCAAAUACAAAUGGGGAGAAUACGGACUAACGUUCACAGAGAAAUGGAACACCGACAACACCUUGGGGACUGAAAUUGCAAUUGAAGACCAGAUUGCAAAAGGUCUUAAACUAACAUUUGACACAACCUUCUCACCGAACACAGGCAAGAAGAGCGGUAAAGUCAAGGCUGCUUACAAACGCGAGUAUGUAAACCUCGGAUGUGAUGUGGACUUUGAUUUUGCUGGUCCUGCCAUUCAUGGCUCAGCGGUUGUGGGUUAUGAAGGUUGGCUGGCUGGUUAUCAGAUGACCUUUGACAGUGCCAAAUCCAAGCUGACCAAGAAUAACUUUGCAGUUGGUUACAAGACGGGAGACUUCCAGCUCCAUACUAAUGUCAAUGAUGGAUCAGAAUUUGCUGGCUCUAUCUACCAGAAAGUCAGUGACAAACUCGAGACAGCCGUUAACCUGGCCUGGACAGCUGGCAACAAUAGCACUCGCUUUGGCAUUGCUACCAAAUAUCAGCUGGAUUCUGAUGCAUCCAUCUCUGCAAAGGUGAAUAAUGCCAGUCUUAUUGGUGUAGGCUACACCCAGACCCUCAGGCCAGGAGUGAAAUUGACCCUCUCUGCGCUGCUAGAUGGAAAGAACAUUAAUGCUGGUGGCCACAAACUUGGCUUGGGUCUGGAGCUGGAGGCCUAGACACCUUCCUACUGCCGCAAACAGCGCCAAGGGAUAUCCAGGAAAUCAGCCUUACCUACAUAUUUGUUUUCAGUACCAUAACCAGCAAAGCUUCUAUUUUGCCUCCCUCUGUUUGUCCCCAAA